This is a messenger RNA of Solanum lycopersicum (tomato), 711 nucleotides long. RefSeq lists its product as uncharacterized. The record is from RefSeq and is a predicted model, not a curated record. Lineage: Eukaryota; Viridiplantae; Streptophyta; Magnoliopsida; Solanales; Solanaceae.
AUGUCAUAUUUGAAAGGGUUGGAUAGUCCGAGGAUGAUUCAACCUAGUCAAGUCCUCGCGAAUUCUCCCCUUGUUAACACUGUACCCAAGCCGGUUGGAGAGGUAGGCAAUGUUGAUUUCUUCCAUCCUUUGUUGGAAUUUGUGAUGACCAGUAAUAAUCUUGGAAGGAGCUUCAGUGAGGUGAUUGAUUCUGUCAAAAAUGUCGAGGGGGAGAAGCAAGACGGUCAAGCUAGAGCGUUGUCUAUGAGGGCCCUGGAAAUUUUUAGGGAUCCUAUACUAAUGGAUCCAUUGGGCAUUUCUCAAAGAGAUGGGUUGUUAACUAGCAUUGAAGCUAAGUCCAUGCUUAUAGAGGAAACCAAGGUCAAGCAAUUCAAAGAUAAUGAUUUAGAUGAUCUUAGAAAAGAGAUUGCAAUAGAUAAGUCUCAAGUAACCAAUCUAGAUAUGGAUGGUGUGCUCAACUAUAAGGGUAGAAUUUGUGCUCCAAGAGUUGAUGAUUUGAUCCUAAGGUUGCCAAUGAAAGAUCAUGGCUCGCGCUAUUCUAUUCAUAUGGGUGUGACCAAGAUGUAUAGAGAUUUGAAACAGUUUUAUUGGUGGUCAUAUGAGAGACAAGACAUUGUGAAGUUUGUGGCAAUGUGUGAGCAUUGUCAACAACUGAAGUAUGAACAUCAAAGGCCUGUGGUUCUACUUCAAAAUAUGUCAAUUCCACAAUAG